This is a messenger RNA of Saccostrea echinata, 2829 nucleotides long. Its product is annotated as NFX1-type zinc finger-containing protein 1-like. Bases 1 to 2829 code for a protein of 942 amino acids. NCBI's taxonomy places the organism in Eukaryota, Metazoa, Mollusca, Bivalvia, Ostreida, Ostreidae. Gene Ontology annotation, biological process: regulatory ncRNA-mediated heterochromatin formation. Gene Ontology annotation, molecular function: helicase activity. The record is from RefSeq and is a predicted model, not a curated record. Gene Ontology annotation, cellular component: nuclear RNA-directed RNA polymerase complex. The transcript has 2 exons.
AUGGCUGCAAAAUACCCUGAUAGCAGUGAUAACGACGAGGAAGAAAUUCAUUUUGAUCAGCGCAGUAGAAAGUCCGGGGAAAAACAAAGAUAUCCGUUGCAUAUAUACUCUGAUGAGGAUUUUGUAGAUCCAUCUCAAUUUAUAGAAUCUAAUGUACCGAGCAAAAUUUCCGAUAAAGAAUAUAACUAUGUCCAAAGUCAUCAAGGUUACCGUAGUGCAACCAGACAUACAGAAUCAAGAGGACGGUCAGGUAUGCGAAGGUCAUCAAGAAGAGGUUAUAAAGCAGUAGUUGAUACACAAUCAAUUCACAAUCAAUAUGAAAAAGAACAUCACAACCAUCGUGGACUUUAUAAUCGGGAUCGAGGGCAUUUUCAGGGGCGAAGAAAUUUCAGGAGACGUCCAUUUUACAAUCAAGAACAAGACAGGUGGACAAACAACGAAAAUGCUGAUAAAAAUUUUAAUGAAGGGAAGAUGCACAAUGAAGUCCAAAGCCGUAGAAUGGGCUACAGAAGACUGAAAGACUUAGACAGUUCAUCAAGGAAUGCUGACGAAAUUCUCCUAGAAUUAGUUACAAAGAGGAAUGGUUUUGGUGAUCUCUUGAGUCAGAAAUUAAAACCAGAUUGGAUGAUAAUGAUUAUUUCACUUCUUGUGAAAUCAUUUCAAUCCGAAAAACACCAAACAAAGCUGGAACUGGUGGCCCUUUUGAAUACUUCUAAUUUCAUAAUGGUUAAUCUUCUUCUUUUUCUUGGAGAGAUAGAACUUGGGGAAGUAAAGUUACAAGACAUCGAAUUUUCUUCUUUAAUGGAAAACGUUUGUUCAUUGACUCAUACAUUGAUUCAAAGAAUGCAAAGCCACGUAUCUCAGUGGAGCAUUUUAAUUGAAUAUCUAGAUAGGGUUGUAGCCAAAAAUUCUAGUAGAAUCCUCCAUUACAAGCCCGAGGUCGUUACGAAAAUGAAAGAGUUCAAAGCUGCAAAAGAUAAUAUUCAAAAGGUCGACAAUAGAAAAGCAAUAACGUUGUCGAGUGAUGAUUGUGAAUCGCAAGAACCACCUGAAAAUUUCAGGCAGCUCUCUGUUCUUCCCGAAAUGAAAGAUUUUGAUUUCAAUGAAAAGCCCUUUCUAAGGGCUAACAAAAUAAAAGGCGGAUAUGACAACUUAGAUCAUUAUUUGGACAUUCAGUUUAGAUUGCUUCGAGAAGAUUUUUUACGGCCAUUGCGAGAAGGAAUUAUGGAGUACAAAAAGCAGUCAGUACACAAAAAUCUUCGCAGAAAAGUUGGGGAUGUGAGAAUUUAUACUAAUGUUCAGAUAGUCCGCCCUGUGUGUAGAGAUGAGGGUAUUGCACAUUUGAUACGUUUAGAUAUGACCAAACUAAGAAACAUUAGAUGGGAAUCUUCAAGAAGGUUAAUGUAUGGGGCACUGCUUUGUUUAUCUCAGGAUGGAUUCAAAAAUAUUCUCUUUGCAAGUGUUACGGAUCGUAAUGAGAGAAUGUUGGAAAAUGGCGAAAUAGAAGUAAAGUUUCAAGAAAAAGAUCUAAGCAAAGUUGAAAAAGCUACAGCAAAUCAUUUGUAUGUUGUAGCUGAAACCACUGCAUACUUUGAAGCUUACAGACAUAUACUGGAGGGUAUGAAAGAAAUAACGCAAGAAAUGCCAUUCCAGAAGUAUAUUGUACAUUGUCAAGCAAAUGCGAAACCUCCUCAAUAUCUUCUGUCUUCAGGUGUUUUGCUUUAUGACUUUUCAAUCCUUCUUUAUAAGGAAGACGAUGAUAAGAGACCCGCAGACGUUUCAAGCUGUGAAAGUAAAAGCAGAUGUCGAACUGAGAUUCCAAUACUCAGUACAUCAAAAUGGCCCUCCGCAGAGACAUUACAUUUGGAUCAUUCUCAACAUAAAGCUCUUCAGUUAGCUUUGACUAAAGAAAUUGCCUUGAUCCAAGGUCCCCCCGGUACCGGAAAGACUUUUCUUGGAAUGAAAAUUGCGCAGAUAUUAUUACUUAAUAGAGAUAUUUGGGCUGAAAAGGAUAAACCUGAGCCGAUUUUGGUUGUUUGCUAUACAAAUCAUGCACUGGACCAGUUUCUUCUUGGCAUAAAAAAUUAUACCAAAAAACUUGUUCGAAUCGGUUCACGAUCAAAAGUUCCGGAACUUGAAGAGUACACUUUAACUUCGUAUAGAAGAAAGGCAAAAUUCUCGCGCAUUUUAUCACAGGCUGUCUACGACAGAAAAAAUGACUGUUAUCACAAUAUGGAAGAACACCGAAAAGCCAUUGAAAGUGUAAGUAGAAAAAUUAAAAUUGCAAAAUUAGGCAUUCUCUCCAUAGAAGAAUUGGAAGCUGUCGUUUCCAAAAAACAUUUUGCAGAAUUAAAAAAUGAAAGUGGCAGUUACAUUGACGAAUGGUUGGAAAUCGACAGGGAAAUGUAUUUACUUAAAAACUGUGGUACAGAGUCGGAAGAGGAAAAAGCUCUCAAAAAGAAAUAUGAAAUUCUAUUGCAAUGGGAACAGGAACUAAUCAGAGGCAGAAAAAUCGAUCCUUUGCCAAUGAAACUUCUCAAGCGUUAUCAUAAUCCCUGGAAAUUAAAUUUAAGACAAAGGGGGAGUCUUUUCAAAGUUUUAUUAUCAGAAUUUAAGUCUGGGGUGAAAAAGAAUUUGGACAUAAAUCUCAAGCGAUAUAAUAAUGCGCUUAAUCAUCUAAACAUGCCGUAUGCACCAUUAGAAAUGACCACGAGUAUUCAAAAUAUCAAUAAGUUAAUAGGCAUUUUAAAGGCAAGUGAAAAAGAAAUUAUGGACGAAGAAGUCAUAAAAACAUUUGUCAAUCCUUUUCUGGGUCAACUGAUCAAGUGA